CGGAGGAGGAGGAAGCCGAACCUCCCUCCGCCGCCGGUGUCUCGCUAUGGGGAGCCGGGCGCCCUCCCUCCUGCCCCGCCGCCCGGAGUUGGACGGCUGGCCCCGGAUGCCCCCGCGGCCGGAGGCCCCUGGCCCCAAGGCGGAGCCCUCCUGCUAAGCCCCUUCCUCCUUUCCCGGUCCCGGCCAUGGGGCAGCGGGGCUCCUGCUAGAUGGCCGGCCCUUGUGGCGGUGGGCAAGGCGUGCCCUCCCGGCCCCCUCCUCCUCCUCCUCCUCUUCGGCCUCGGAGAGAGCCAGCCAGCCGGGCGGACAGACCCCGCCCAGGCCCCGACAGCCCCGGCCAUGGGAGCCUCCCCCGGGGGACACGACGACGCCUCCGCCUCUGCCGCCUUCCGCCUCCUCCCCAGCCUCCUCCUGGGAUUUAUGUUCCUUGGUACCGUUGAUGCUCAGUCGGAGUUGACAUCUGAACAGAAUUCCAUAAACCUCUCUUCGGGCACAUACAGCCACCAUGACUAUACCACUAACACACAGCUGACUUGUGACAAAUGUCCUGCAGGAACCUAUGUAUCUAAGCACUGCACAAUGGCAACCUUAAGAGAAUGCAGCCCUUGUCCAAAUGGGACCUUCACAAAGCAUGAAAAUGGUAUAGAGAGAUGUCACGUGUGUAGAAAGGCUUGUAUGCUGCCGCUGAUUGAAAGAACACAUUGCACUGCUUUGACUGACCGUGAAUGCAUUUGUCCCUCUGGUCAGUUUCUAAAUGGUACCACCUGCAACCCAUACUCAGUGUGCCAAGUUGGAUGGGGCUUAAAAAAGAAAGGAACUGAAACUGAAGACAUCAAGUGCAAACCAUGCCCUCGUGGCACUUUCUCUGCUGUGCCUUCAAGUGUGUUGAGAUGCAAAGCAUUCACAAACUGCACACAAAAGUAUAUGGUGGUGAUAAAACCAGGAACAAAAGAGAGAGAUAACAUCUGUGGACUUCCAUCAGCUUUCCAGAAUGCAGCUGGACUUCUGUCAAGUCCAGAAGUGGAUGAACAGCACCAGAAAAUUUAUUCUACUACUUUUCUUCCCAAAGGUGUGAACUCUUCAGCUUCCAACUUUGCUGCCACUCCACCCCCUAGUAUGCACACUGAUGUGAUGGCGCCAACAAACAUUUAUAAUGAAACCUCAGAGAAUGAAACUGGAGCUACCAAUGUGACAGCCCUGCUGUAUCCUAAGCCUUUAAAUCACCAGCAAAUCCAUUACCACAAGCAUACUCCUUCCAUCCUUAAAGGACUGCCUGCACUGGAAAUGAGUGGCAGUGUAAAAUCCAACAUUCCAUAUAAGCCCCCUAAAAGAGGAUCCCCGAGACAGGCCAGCCAUAGGCAUUUUGAUAUCAACGAACAUUUGCCGUGGAUGAUAGUUCUCCUACUGCUGCUUGUUCUGGUGGUGAUAGUUGUAUGCAGUGUUCGGAAGAGUUCACGAACUCUAAAGAAAGGACCAAGACAAGAUCCCAGUGCAAUUGUGGAAAAGUCUGUAUUGAAAAAAUCUUCUACCCCAACCCCAAACAAGGAGAAAUGGAUCUACUAUUGCAAUGGACAUGGGAUUGACAUUCUGAAGCUGGUGGCAGCUCAAAUUGGAAGCCAGUGGAAGGAUAUCUACCAAUUUCUGUGCAACGCAAGUGAGCGGGAAGUGGCUGCUUUCACCAAUGGAUAUUCUGCAGAUCAUGAAAGGGCCUAUGCUGCACUACAGCACUGGACCAUCAGAGGCCCUGAAGCAAGCCUUGCCCAGCUGAUCAGCGCCCUCCGCCAGCACAGGCGCACUGAUGUGGUGGAGAAGAUCAGAGGACUGAUGGAAGAUACAACACAGCUUGAAGCUGACAAGUUGACCCUUCCUGUAAAUUCUGGUCUCCAGAGUCCCAUGCCCAGUCCAGACCCAAAACCAGAUUCAAUCAUUGUCCCUGUGGAGCCAUCGCCCUUGGAGAAGAACAAGUGUUUCUUUGUGGAUGAGUCCGAACCUCUUCUGCGCUGUGAUUCAACUUCCAGUGGUUCUUCUGCUCUUAGUCGAACAGGCUCUUUUAUUACCAAAGAAAAGAAAGAUACGGUGCUGCGCCAGGUGCGCCUGGACCCAUGUGACCUGCAGCCCAUCUUUGAUGACAUGCUUCACAUUCUGAACCCAGAGGAGCUGCAUGCUAUUGAACAGAUUCAACAGGCAGAAGAUAAGCUGGAUCGGCUUUUUGAAAUUGCUGGGGUCAAAAGCCAAGAAGCGAGCCAGACACUCCUGGAUUCAGUCUAUAGCCACCUACCUGAUCUGCUUUAGACUAUGGUCAACAAAUGCGCUCUUCACCCACACUCUGGCUGCAGCUUGUAUUUGCUUGGCAUUCAGUAAAGGCAACAGGCAGGCAGGAUAUUUUAUAGAACCCAUGGCCAGUAUUUUCUUCUAGGUUUUACUUGGGUGGGAAGGGGAGUUUGCAGACCUUUGCUCCCUUUCAUGUUUAUUAUCUGAAUUAAAAGAUCUUGUUUUCCCCUCUUCAUUACAACCUUUUAAUUUCUCAUUCAAAUUUGUUAUUGGAAUCAUUUAAAAUCACAAAUCUUCUCUUAAUUGUCCAGAUUUGUGCUUAUUCAAAAACUUAUCAGAGCAAUUUUGGGUGUCUUUUUUUAAAAGGAAAAAAAAACCAUCCUACAUGAAAUCCCCACCCCCACUCCUCAUUUAAUGUAUUUUUAAUUCUUAUUUUCUGUCCUGUUCAUUGUUGAUAUGAUCAGCGUUUUUUUUUUCUUAAGAGAACUUUUUAAAAAAACUACUGCUGAGUGAUUCACAUGUAUUGACAAUUUACAACCAUAACUAUUUAUUGUAUGGUUUUCUUCUGGACAAAGAAGAUAAUGGUUAGUGACUUGUGCUGCUCUAAAGCAGAGGCAUUUUGACUGUAACUUCUCCAGCCUUCAAGACAAUAAGACAUUUUGGCCUGCAGCUGAAUGUAAUUCUGUACACUCAACACAAUGAGAGUAUAUUGCCUUGCCAUUUUAGGAUCUCAACAAGUUGGGUAAUUUUGGUCAGUUUGGAGUAGCACCUGGAGCUGGACUCUGGAAAGUGAAGAACCCUGGUGGUGCCACAUUUAUCCUUCUAUAAGAUUUACUGAUCUGUGCUUUAACAUUGUUGUGUGUGUGUGUGUGUGUGUGUGUGUGGUUGGGUGGGUGGGUGCAUUUUUUAUACAGAUGUGGCCAAUAGAUAUGUUUCAGAGGCCUCACUUGGUCUUAGCAUUUCCCACUCCAAACACACUUCACUUUUUAUUAAAAUGCUGCAUUGCAAGAAACUUGCCUCUAUUAUAUUUGCAACUACUAUGCUCCAGAAACAACUGGUAUACAGUAAUGCUUAUUUUGGAGAUGAUAUCACAAGGUGGCAUUUGCUUCCUUGAUUGCAGGGUAGUGAUGGUAGGAUUUUGGAAGAACUUGCCUUCUGGUGUACUAAUUUAUUAAUAAAUAAUAGGUGUUUGCUAUGUGUUAAUAUUUCUGUCAUAA
Sceloporus undulatus (fence lizard) is the source of this 3488-nucleotide messenger RNA. It is a transcript of the gene TNFRSF21, whose product is annotated as TNF receptor superfamily member 21. NCBI's taxonomy places the organism in Eukaryota, Metazoa, Chordata, Lepidosauria, Squamata, Phrynosomatidae. Gene Ontology annotation, biological process: neuron apoptotic process; negative regulation of myelination; adaptive immune response. The transcript has 6 exons. Bases 340 to 2292 code for a protein of 650 amino acids. Gene Ontology annotation, molecular function: protein binding. The record is from RefSeq and is a predicted model, not a curated record.